Messenger RNA from Paecilomyces variotii, 3189 nucleotides. RefSeq lists its product as hypothetical. The coding region runs from base 482 to 2971 and encodes 829 amino acids. The record is from RefSeq and is a predicted model, not a curated record. NCBI's taxonomy places the organism in Eukaryota, Fungi, Ascomycota, Eurotiomycetes, Eurotiales, Thermoascaceae. The transcript has a single exon.
CUACAUAGUUGAUAUUUUGAGUUGAAGAAUCCUUCAAAUACGGAGCAGACGUGUCGGGGGGUCGUCGUGUUUACUAUUUCCCUACACGUUCUCAGAAUUGUCUGUUUACGCUUGUUUCUCCAACUCCUCUUUAUGAAUGCUGACACCGCAUUGAAUUCAUUACGCGCAUUUCAUUUCCUUAGCACCGAAGCCUUUUUACAUUUGUUGAUCCCUGCACCAUUUCCUGCAGGGUCAAGCCGUGCACCCGCGUCCUGUCUCUGCCUCGAGGUGGGUAUAUCUCUUAUCGCUGUGGAAUGGAGAUUCCAUUGUGAACUGUCUUCGCCUACUCGAUCACAUACACGCGUCUUGCUGCUCCUAAUACAAACUGCCUGCCCUCACCUCGGAGCACAUCCAAUUCAAGGCUGAUAGUGUGGAUAACGGACUAGAUACUGCCACUGCUUAUAUCCAAGACCAACAACGGCGGAUAGAACGCCAAUCCACAAUGGCGUCAGAUAGCGAGAGCAUCGUGACUAGACUUAGGUCAACACCUACGCGUCGCAAGAGAAGGAAUAGCUCGAUAUCAUCGCUCAAUCACGACUACAAUGAUCUGCAGGAUUUGGACAGGAAGACGGCAAAGGCUAUAACUCGUUCCAAUACGCGAAGGAAUAAAGAGCUAUCAAGCGAGAACAAUACAGUGAACGCGUCAUGUCAGACCCCAAGGAGACGCAACAAGAAGAAAGUGCGCUUUUCGGACCCCGGCCCUCAGUUACAACCAUUUGAGGAGGGGUCCACCGGACUGACGCCGGCGAUCCUUCGUACUUCAUUUGAGGAGUGUGACAUCGCUCAAAACGAAACGUAUAAUCUUACUCCUAGUCGUCGUCAGCGGCGACAAUCGGCACCUGUCGAGAGUACACGGAGUCUUCAAGACCCUACGUUUCCUAUCGAACUGCCUCCUGUACCGCGCAUGCUUCAGUUCACACCUCUACGUCAGAUACUCGACGAAAGGACCCAGAGGCGGAUACGGAGGAUUGGGCUGAGUAAAGAAAUCGAUGAAAUUCAGCGGGAGAAACGCGAGAAUCUGAGAAAUUCCAGGGAGAUAUUGCGCCAAAAGGACGUGGAACUCGCGGCCCUGAAAGAAGAGCUAGAGGCCAUCAAGAACACUAAGAUCCCGACCGAAAAUCAUGAAAAUCAUGGUGAAAGGGGAGAAAUCUCUUCAGACUCGAAGAGAAAGAUCGCAGAAUUGGAAGCAGAAGUCAGCCGCUUAAGACACGAGAUUUCACAGUCGACUGCUGGCGCAUGGGGUGCCCUCGAUCAUCAGGCGGACCAUGAAGGGGAUGCAAUAAUGACAAAUGGUAGCGUUAUCAGCGACGACACAAUCCUUAUGUCAAACUCUUCAGAUCUCCGGAGUUACUAUUCUCGCGAAUUUGGCGCUCCACUGAGUCCUGCAUCGACUAGCGACACGAUUCCGAUCACUAAUGAUGCAUCUGCACAUGCGUCCAUAGCUGAUCCUCACCAGGAAGCAGAAAUGGUCGCAUUGUCACUUGACCUAGCAGCGGCAAGACAAGAGAAGAAGGAUUUAUUCAACGAGUGGCGCGCUCAUAUCGAUUCCUCUAACCCGGAUGACAAUGAUGGCUCGCGCCUCUCCUCGCCGCCACCUGACUUCAUGCACCAGAUUGUUCCAACGUUGAAAGCGGCCCUUGCGCGCGCUUCUGAGGCUUCUUCUGCCCUCGAGUCCGUACGGGGUGCCCUUGCAGACAUGGGAUUUUCUGGUAGUAAUGCCGAUGAAGUGAUUGCAGAGCUGCGUCAGCGCUUCCGCUCCGCCAGACUGGAACUGGAGCGUGCUGUUCCUGGGGAGACACCCAGUGUAGGCCUGGAAGAUGGAUCCUCCACCCUCAAUGCUCUAGUUGAAAGAGUCAAAAGACUCGCGAACGAGCUGGAAAGAGAAAGAGAAUUCCAUGAAGGCACGCUUGGCCGUGAGAAGGCGCUGCGCGGCCAGUUUGACGCUUGUUUAUUCAGAUACGAGGCUGCCUCCAAGAAGAUUCACGAUCCUGAAGAGACUAUUGACUCGUCUGCUGAAGACAUGUUACAUGCAAGGAUGCGGAUUCAAGAACUGGAACGACGAGGCAAUGAUCAGGCUGUCGGAAUUGACAGGCUAAACGCAGCAUUAGACAAGUAUCAUGAUGAAGUGAGAGGAUUGGAGAAGCUCAUUACGUCCAUGGAAGCAGAGGCCGCCGCAUCCAAGGAAGGGUAUAAAUUGACAAUCUUGAUCCUUGAGAAUAAGGUCAAGCAUGAGGAGACGGCCCGUCGCCUUGCUGAAUCAGCCGCAGCUGAGAAUGUGGAUCUUGUACGCGAGUUGCAGGAUACCGUCGAGCAGAAUCAGAUUCGGGUCGACGACCUGACUGCCAAGGUUGAGUUUCUAGAGAGAGAACGUAAUCAAGUUGUCGAGGCCAUGGAGAGCAAGGCAGCAGAGCAGUUGGAGCUCCACGACCAAGAGAUUGGGUCCAUGAACGUUCGCCUCUCUGAACUUACAACAUCUCUUGACGAUGCUAGGUCAGAAGUCGAAAAACUCCGACGACUAAAUACUAGUCUCGAAGAACGCCUACAGGCGGAAAUUGGAGCACGGAAUAGGCUUGCGGAUAAGUGGGCUGCAGAUCAAGCACGAUCAUUCGCCUACAUGAAAGAAGCAAUCAACGCAGAGCGCCGGGGUUCGAAGGUCCGUGCUGCGAACUGGAAGAUUAUGUCUGACGAUCUCGAGUCAGAAGCAACCAUGCCUGGCAGCGAGCCCAUCACGCCCGUUAGCAUGACGAGGUUCGUGGAUGUGGAAGUGGGACGGGGAAGGCACAGGCGAAGGAUUGACAGCGGUGUUGGCUUCGGCGUGCUUACAGAAGAAGAACUCGAAGAUGAUGAUAACGCAAGCCAGGCGUGCAUCAGCUCCGAACCUGAUCUCCCUGGGCUGCCAGGUCUUGAGGAGACGAGGACUACCAAGGCCUAAUUGUCCUGGGUAAGGCAUACAGGUUGGCGGCGUUUCAUUCUUUUCAGGAUUUCCGGAUGUUCAGUCACUAUGCAUAGAUCCCUUUUGUUUUCUGGUUGGUGCUUGUCUUUUGGCUACACGCUCGAUGUGUUUCUAUGUUUCAGCAUAUCCCGCUCUUUACAAGACCAAUGUAACAUAUAAUAUAUGCUAUUCAUUGAAUUCAUCAGACUUUAUCUUCA